This is a messenger RNA of Glycine soja, 1662 nucleotides long. Its product is annotated as vicilin-like seed storage protein At2g28490. Bases 29 to 1480 code for a protein of 483 amino acids. The transcript has 5 exons. The record is from RefSeq and is a predicted model, not a curated record. Lineage: Eukaryota; Viridiplantae; Streptophyta; Magnoliopsida; Fabales; Fabaceae.
GUGAAGUUAACUAUUACAGUAAGAAAGUAUGGGAAGCAGAAUGAGCCUUUUGAUGUUGUUCCUUGUUCUUUGCCAUGGCGUGGCAUUAACAAUGGGUUUGUGGAGGACAGAGGUGGAAGAGAGAGAAGAGGGACAUCCAAGGCCAGACAAAUUGUUCAUGAUGCUGAAAUCCAAGCGCGUGGCCCAAACCGACGCUGGGGAGAUGCGAGUGUUGGAAAGCUAUGGUGGUAGGAUUUUGGAGAGGCGCUUGAACAUUGGUUUCAUCAACAUGGAACCAAGGUCCCUCUUCAUUCCUCAGUACAUCGACUCCACUUUGAUCAUAUUCCUGCGUUCAGGGGAAGCAAAGUUGGGAUUCAUAUAUAAAGACAAACUGGCGGAAAGGCAUUUGAAGAUGGGAGAUGUAUAUCAAAUUCCAGCUGGUUCUGCAUUCUAUCUAGUGAACAUAGAGGAGGCUCAGAAGCUUCACAUUAUCUGCAGCAUUGACCCCUCUGAGAGCUUGGGAAUCGAUAUUUUCCAGUCCUUCUAUCUUGGAGGAGGAGCCCAUCCAGCCUCAGUACUUUCUGGAUUCGAGCCUCAAAUCCUUGAAACUGCUUUUAACGCAUCAGGAGAAGAGUUGCGAAAAAUGUUCACUAGGCAACACGAGGGUCCAAUUGUGCAUGUGGGGGAUUCACAUGCCACAAGCAUAUGGACCAAGUUCCUUCAACUUAAGGAGGAAGACAAACUGCAGCACCUGAGGGAGAUGGUGCAACAAGAACAAGAAGAAGAGGAGGAGGAAUUUGUUGCUGAAGAAGAGAAACAAACAAGUUGGUCGUGGAGGAAGCUCUUGGAAUCUGUAUUUGGGGAUGAGAUCAAGAACACAAGAGAGAAGGUUACAAAAAAAUCCCCUCACUCUUGCAACCUCUAUGACAGAAAGCCAGAUUUCAAAAACAGUUAUGGUUGGAGCGUUGCUCUAGACGGCUCUGAGUAUUCUCCACUCAAAAGUUCUGGCGUUGGCAUUUAUCAUGUCAAUCUCUCAGCGGGAUCAAUGAUGGCACCCCAUGUGAAUCCAAGGGCAACAGAGUAUGGAAUAGUGCUAAAAGGAUCAGGCAGAAUCCAAAUAGUGUUUCCAAACGGAAGCAACGCAAUGGACGCCCACAUCAAAGAAGGGGACGUGUUCUUCAUUCCAAGGUACUUUGCCUUCUGCCAAAUAGCAUCAAGGGGUGAACCACUUGAGUUCUUUGGCUUCACCACCUCGGCUCAAAAGAACAGGCCACAAUUUCUGGUUGGUGCCACGUCACUCAUGAGGACCAUGGUGGGGCCCGAGCUUGCGGCUGCAUUUGGUGUGAGCGAGGAGACCAUGAAUCGCGUGGCUAGGGCACAACAUGAAGCUGUGAUUCUACCAACUCCAUGGGCUGCACAUGCACAUGAUCACAAGGUCAAGGAGGAAGUGGUGGUGGAUAUUUUUCAAAAGCUUGCAAGGAAUGAGAUUAUGGGCUUUUGAUUUUUUGCUAAAUGGUUAAGGGGAACAUUUUGAUAGUGCUAGUAGAAUAAGGUGGAACAUUCGGCUUUUUUUUUUUCUCUUAAUGUUUUGAGUUUUGUUUUCCUUUUGUUGAGUUGAUAAUUGUGAUCAUUAUUCACGAGUUGUGCUGAUUAGUGAAAUAAAGUCAACUGCUUUCAUUUCAA